Molecule: messenger RNA, 825 nt
Organism: Caenorhabditis sp. 36 PRJEB53466
Lineage: Eukaryota; Metazoa; Nematoda; Chromadorea; Rhabditida; Rhabditidae
Source: the annotation of a GenBank genome assembly
AUGGAAGGACAAGGUGGAGGACUCGACAAUCGUCGCGAAGGACCGACUCAUGGUCAAGCGUUGGCGACGAUCAAGACGUAUUUCACCAAGUUGGCUAAUACAGUCAAUGAUACGACAGCUAGAGCGGAGAUAAUCCUGGCGGAGGAACCAGGACCUCAACGCUCAAUUCUGCUGAAUAACAUGAGGAAGAAGCUGGUCUCCAUGUUGGUGGACGUAUCCGCCUACAAAGACACGAUCGAUCAGAAAGUUGAGAGAUCGACCCGGCUGAUAGAAGAUAAGCUGAACAAUGUGAACUUGCUCGAAGAGCACUGCGUAAAGUUGAAAAUGGGGGAGCUUCAGGAAAAACUGGCGUCGGUGAUUGAGAGAACGGAACGAGGAAUCGCCGUAAGUCCGGUCCCGGCAGAACAGGUGUUGCCAGAAGAGGAAGCAGGAGAUCAGUCGGGGACAGAGAGUACGGAGGAGCACCUACUCACGGGCGAACAGGUGAGAGUGCUGAACACCAGCUCGAGAAACGGCACCAGGAAGGAGCCGCAGCCCCAAAUCGGUCGUUGCAGGACCAAGACCCCGGGAGAAACUGUUUCGGAGGAGGCGAGAAGAAGACUGCAGGGAGCCAGACUGUUCUCGGAGAGCCCGGAACCAAGGGAGCAGCUCAACCAAAACCGGUUGAACGCGAUGCUCCUAAGGGAAAACGGAGCCUUGCAAGAGCAACUGACGGAUGUCCAAGACAUCCUUCAGAACAGACUGGGAGUGAGAGAUAGAUCCGAGGAGUUGCGCCCGUGGGGGAGAAGUUCGAGAUCUCCAAUCGACCCAUUCGCAGGCGGUUAA